Molecule: messenger RNA, 1244 nt
Organism: Fomitiporia mediterranea MF3/22
Lineage: Eukaryota; Fungi; Basidiomycota; Agaricomycetes; Hymenochaetales; Hymenochaetaceae
Exons: 7
Coding region: 398-1018 (206 amino acids)
Source: RefSeq, a predicted model, not a curated record
ACGAACUCAAGUUACUAUUAACAAAUUAACUCGCUUGAGUUUCUCUCAUGAUUAAGUUUUUGUUUUCAACUCCCGGUCUUCGACGAGGCAGAGCCUCUUCAUGGGUACUGUACUGUACUGUGAAAGCUUCUCAUCUCAUUCUUUUGUAUGACCUUUGCUGGGUAUGUCGAUCAUAACGAACCAGAGAGUGUUGCAAUAUCUCGAUUCUCCAGAAUUGUGGUGCCUACGCAAAGGUGGCGAGAUACGUUUUCCGAGCAGCCCGCCGAGCCUCCGUACUCAUCGUUUCCCAUCUACAUGACGACUGAAAUAAAUUUGCUUACUUAUCUAUGGGCUUACGUUCCGCUUUGCUCCCAAUCCCUCCUGCCAAGAGCUUGUCCCAUCCAUCAAGUACGUACAGAUGGCAAAGAAGAGCACGACGCCAAGGACUAAUGAUGCCCGAAGUCCCAAAGGCAGGAAAGGCAAGCCGACGGGUAAGGGAUCUAAACCAAGGAAGCAAAACGCAUGGGUAAGGAUAACUCAGAAGCUAUUUGGAAGGCAGAUAGAAGAAAAAGUGGAGAAGUAUGCAGUCAAAGACCCGAGGUUCUACAUUGACGAGCGAACUGGAAAAAGAAAAGAGCGACCGAUCCCCAAAGGCCUCACGAAAGAUGAAGAGGACUUGCUGGCGAAGGUGCGGAAGCGAGCGCAUGGUCUCGAGUGGAGCUGCUCGUGCAUCUGCGGUGCAAAGGUCGGUUCAUCUGCUCUUCUCGGCUUCACACCAGAGAUCGGCGCUAUCGUUGAUGCCACGGUCGGGAUCCUCAUGGUGAAUGUCCAAAUUCAUAAAGCGAAUCUUGGUUGGAAGAAAAUGAGUAAAAUGUACCUUCGUCACGUAGUCUCAGAAGGCAUUGGCUUAAUCCCGAUCGCGGGCGAUGUCUGGAUUGCAUAUUAUAAAGUGAAUACCCGAAACUGCAUGGCGCUUGAAAGAGAGCUGGACAAACGUAUCGCACAACGCAGGGGAAAUGCUGGUCGAGUCUUGCAAUAGACUAGCAUCUAUUUACCUUGAUUCUGUUUACAGUUAAUUGGUUCCUUCUGAUGUACUGAGGAAAGUAUUAUUUGCACCUGUCUUGAUUCACCGGUGUAAUUCCGCCUUUUUCCAACCUUUAUGCCAAUGGGAUGUUGGCUGUUCUUUCGCAUUUAUACAGUAUAUUGACUUAGAACUUACACUUUCGUUUGGUAAAGAACUUCGACGAGAAAAGCAAGACCCUUAC